Messenger RNA from Strongylus vulgaris, 551 nucleotides. Lineage: Eukaryota; Metazoa; Nematoda; Chromadorea; Rhabditida; Strongylidae. The record is from the annotation of a GenBank genome assembly.
AUGAAUGACAAUGGGCAUGAAGUAGUUGAAUGUCUUUGUUUACCACAGUUCACAGGACUCUACUGCGAUAAGCUUGCGACCGGUGCAACUUUCUAUGAACUUCUAUUCUACUCUCCUAUCUUUGCUAUGAUUGCAGUGCUAAUUUUUAUCGGUUUUUGUUACCAACAUGUCGAAGGCGUCAAAAAAGUUCGACCUAUGGAAUUUGAAAAGCAUGUUCCCAGAGUCGACCUAUCUGUGGAUAUGAGGAAACUUUUCCCAGAGAAAUUCCUAACACCUCAGCAGUACGCUAAGUUAGCUGCGGAAGAAGCAGAAGCAAGCGAAGAAGAAUUGAAAGAACCGCAAGCUACCCAGAAGACAACUCCCCAAGAGUCCUCCACUCAGAAAAUGACACAGCGCAAAUCAUUUCUCGAAAAGGUAUACAAUGAUGUCGGCUUUGCAAGCCGCAAGAGCUGCUUCAAUGUGGUUGCGCAGAGUUUCUUGGGCUUGUGCCAUUUUUCGUCUGGAACAGGAGUAUUUGAUAGUUUAUCCAGUUCUGCAAAUGUUUUUUGAAC